Molecule: messenger RNA, 1244 nt
Organism: Trematosphaeria pertusa
Lineage: Eukaryota; Fungi; Ascomycota; Dothideomycetes; Pleosporales; Trematosphaeriaceae
Exons: 3
Coding region: 60-1244 (394 amino acids)
Biological process (GO): fungal-type cell wall organization
Cellular component (GO): cell cortex of cell tip; plasma membrane
Source: RefSeq, a predicted model, not a curated record
CCCGAUUCUCCUCGCUCUGCCUUCUCCGCUUACGCAUCCUCCUGCUUCAAGGCGUGCCUAUGGACCGUCUUCCUUCGCAUUACAAUGAGAAAAUAUCUGUGGAGCCCGACUUAGGAGAUCAACGACAAUCCACUUUCAAAACACUGCCUUCGCCGCCUACGGCACCGAAGAGAGCUAUGCACAAGUAUCGGGUUUCGGCGAUUUGUCCACUUGCGCUGGCUGUGGUGAGCUUCGUAUUUAGUAUCCUGAUUGUGCUGGCAGGAAGGAACCCCGGUUAUCUGGAGGAAGAAUACAUGUUUGCCCUCAAUGUAUCGCGUGUCGGCCAAGAUAUCAUACGCUUCGAAGCAGCCACCGCGACAUCUUCCACUACCCCUUCUGCUACCACCUCUUCCUCUUCGAACCCGCUGGAUCCGCUCAACCCCUUUUCAACAUCCAGCCCACUCAAUCCGAAUAACCCGGAUAACCCACUCAGCCCGCUCCUGGGGAAUCUGACCGACACCGUGGACGACGGUCUUCAGACUGCCGUCAACGACGUCAUCGAAGCCAUCGUGGACCAGGCCGGCGUGAGAGACUUCUACUAUCUAUACCUCAACCGGGUGUGCGAAGGCGAUAUAGCAGAAGGCUCGGGCGGGAACGAGGAUGGUAUCGCGGUGGAUACAUGCCCGAGCUACGCAGAUGCUUCAAAAAACGUUUCUCGCGCUACCAUCCCAUCUUCCAUCGUAAUCGGCACCACUAACAUCUCCGUCCCCUUGAUCGCCGAGCUCUCCCACUCCCUCGACGCCCUCAACUCCAGCCUCGGCAGCUUGCGCCGCACUAUCCUCGCCUUCUUGAUCAUCAGCCUGAUUGGCGCCGGCAUCUCCUUCCUCCUCACACUUCCCUCAAUCUUCUUCCCGCGCUCCCACCUCCUCGUAUACGCCAACCUCUUCUUCACCUCGCUCGCCUCUACUUUCGCCCUCCUGGCCGCCCUGCUCCUCACAGCGCUCAUCGUGGCGAUCGCGCAGAUGCUCGGUGGGAUCGGUCAAGCGGUGAAUCUGUACGUGAAAAAGGGGGAGAGGGUGCUGGCUUUUGCGUGGGUAGCUUGGGUGUGUGUAGCGCUGGAGAGUGCGUAUUGGGCUGCGGUGUGGUUUGUCGAGAUCAGGAGAUGGAGUUUUGUGAGGAGAAGGCGGACGGAGGGUGAGAUAGGGAGUUGGAGGGGUGUAUGCGGCGAGGUGCGGAGGGAUUUGAAGGGGGAGAAGAAUAUGUAA